UACGGCUCAGAUCUGCUGACACACAUUACCUGUCAUUUACUCACAAUCACAGAGAAACAAUGUCUCUCCGUGUGUUAGAAAUCAUCUUCUUCUUCUACUUCGCCUCACACAUUCCCAUCACGUUAUUUAUCGACCUGCAGGCGCUGCUGCCGGAACAUGUGUAUCCUCAGCCGCUCAGAGAUCUGCUGAGGUGGUAUGCUGAGGACUUCAGGGAUCCCAUGGUGCUGGAUCCUCCGCACUGGUUCAAGUCCUUCAUCUUAUGCGAGGCUCUGGUUCAGAUGCCUUUCUUUCCCAUUGCAGCCUAUGCUUUCCUUAAAGGUGGCUGUAAGUGGAUCAGGACUCCUGCCAUCGUGUAUUCCACACAUGUGGCCACUACACUGGUCCCAAUCCUGGCCCACAUCCUUUUCUAUGAUUUCCCAAUGAAGCCCUACCCUGGACCGCAGACGAUGCACGAACGCUUGUGGUUGGUGUCCAUUUACGCUCCGUACCUGCUGAUACCUGUGAUGCUGCUCCUCACUAUGCUGAUGUCCUCCACAUACAACUCCACCUCCAGGUCGGCUAAGUCCAAGAAGCACUGACACUGGAGCAGACUGCACCGGUCUCACAUCCUCUGAGUUUAGGAGAUCAUUUUCUACUUCUUUGAGUGACUGUGUGUGAUAAUGGUGGAUCUGUGAAUUAGUUGUAUCCACUGUAACACUAUAAUUAGGAUGAAACUGCCAUUGUUCAAAAAAAAAGAAAGAAAGAGAUUUAUAAAAUAAAGAGAAAAAUACAUAUACAUGUAUAUAUACACAUACAUACAUACACACACAUACAGAUUAAAAAAAAGAAGUCCCACCGCCACCCCCAGCUGUCGUAUUGUACACAAGACAAUAACAGGGUGGAUGACGUUAAUAAAAGUAAAUAAAACAGCCAAACCAUAAAAAAAAAAAUUACAUUUAAAAAUACCUAAAUAAAUCAGAUAAAACUAGUCCCCACUAAAUGCUGAAGCACAAGUAUUAGCAGGAACUGGAUAGAGACCAUAUUACUCAAUUAAACUUCUCUGACUAAUUGGUCCCCUGAGAAAUCCACAUGACAUGUUUUUACAUUUAAUGAUCAGGCCCCAUCAUAUCUCAAAGAGCUGGAAGUAUCCUGAUAGAUGACUUUGCUCUCUCUAAAGCUGUUUACACUCAUGAACAUCCAACCUGUUCAUAUUUGUGUCACAUACACUCAAUGUUAUUUCUAUUCUGGUAACUCCACAGGAGAUGUCGUGUGUCUUGUAAGUUACACAAGGUCCUUACUGAGCACAUUCUUCCCUAUAAUACCUUAAAAUGUAAACCUAUUGUUGUCGAUGAAUGGCUUACCGUUUUCAGACAUGAACUCCAAAGAUGUCUGCAAAUUUGUGUCCAAAUUCAGGUCCUAGUGUGGGUUCAGGGAGCAGAUACCCUCUCUAGAAUUAUAGUUCAACUUCUCUGCUUCUCUCCUUUAAAGUGAUGUUUUUAAAGUGCCUUGAGAUGUGAUGUGAUUUGGUGCUUUAAGAGAAGUAAAUUGUAAAACAGUGCGUUACUAUUACUACUGUGCAAUAAACAAAUCCACACCAUCCACAUUAUCAUAA
Molecule: messenger RNA, 1591 nt
Organism: Solea senegalensis (Senegalese sole)
Lineage: Eukaryota; Metazoa; Chordata; Actinopteri; Pleuronectiformes; Soleidae
Gene: tmem97
Product: transmembrane protein 97
Exons: 3
Coding region: 60-578 (172 amino acids)
Cellular component (GO): endoplasmic reticulum
Source: RefSeq, a predicted model, not a curated record